GAACUUCCGAUUUGGAUUUUUCGACCAUUGCCUAAGUGUUUGGAAUUAAUGCAAAUUCACUUUUGUAUCUUUUAUGGGUCAGUUGUUUUGUUAUAUUUGUUUAGGCAUGGAUACACUCUAAUGCUGAAUGAAGCGUAUAACGUGCUGAUACAAGAUGAUCUAAGGAAAAAGUUCGACACUUCCAUUGGUUCAAUGAAAGCAAAAUUUGGCUGCAGUGCAUCCGGUUUUAGCUCUUGGCAUGGGCCAGUGAGACCCCAAACUUUGUUUGUUGAUGCAAACGCCUGCAUAGGUUGUAGAGAAUGUGUUCACCACGCGAGCAACACGUUCGAGAUGGACGAAGCUCUCAGAUGUGCUCGAGUUAAGGUGCAAUACAGAGACAGCGACCGUAAAAUCGAUAUUUCGGUCGAAUCGCCCAAUGCAUUACAAACUCAAAGCCAUCUAGCUGCUAGUCCAACAACAAAUAUUCAGGACCCGGUUAUAGUUGACCCAACCCAGUUCAGGCCCAACACUCAACCCAGACCUGUUAGGGUUUCCACUUAG
Hibiscus syriacus is the source of this 540-nucleotide messenger RNA. RefSeq lists its product as uncharacterized. Lineage: Eukaryota; Viridiplantae; Streptophyta; Magnoliopsida; Malvales; Malvaceae. The transcript is spliced from 3 exons. Bases 49 to 540 code for a protein of 163 amino acids. The record is from RefSeq and is a predicted model, not a curated record.